Molecule: messenger RNA, 1384 nt
Organism: Adineta steineri
Lineage: Eukaryota; Metazoa; Rotifera; Eurotatoria; Adinetida; Adinetidae
Source: the annotation of a GenBank genome assembly
AUGGGAAAUAUUAACGAAUAUAAAUCAAAUUCAUCUUUAUUUUAUUGUGAAAAAUCUCAUAAAUAUAUAUCAAAACAUCGUCUCAUUGAUGGAAUUCGAGAUUGUUAUUACGAAGAAGAUGAAGGUUAUGCAGAUAGUUGUUCAUUAAAUGAUACUCAACGCUUUAAUUGUACAUCAGAAACAAAAUGUUUAUCACCUAUAAGUAUUGGCAUUGAUCCACCUCAAUGCGAAAAUGGAGAAGAUAAAGACAAAGACAAGCUAAAAAUAUCUGUAUAUGCACAACUAUGUAAUAGAAUAUAUCAUUACGCAGAAUUACCACCAGAAGAUGAUGGUGAAGACGAUGAAACUAAUUGUGAAUGGUGGCCUUGUCAUACACCGUAUACUCGAUGUGAUAAUGUUUUUCACUGUGCUAAUGGCAUCGAUGAAUUAAAUUGUCCUAAUGUUAAUUGUAAUAUUGAUGAAUUUAAAUGUCAAAUUAUUGAUUCAACUAAUGAUUAUUAUUGUAUUCCUCAACAAUAUAUUUACGAAAAACCAAUCGAUUGUAUUGGUCAUAAUAUUAGUAAUCAUCUAGAUCGAACUACAUUUUAUUCGAAUAACUUAACUUUUAAUAUUAAUAAAGAAUAUAUAUCAUGGAAAGAAAAGACUUGUUUAACUAAAAAUGAUAUUUGUGGUUCUUCAUCGAGUAAUAAUCAACAAUUAAUAUGUAAUAUUGUUGAAAAAGAAAACAUUCAUUUUAACGCUGACUCUUUAAUAAAUUUGUAUAAUAAUGGAACAUUAUGUCGCAUGGCAGAUCAUAGAAUCCAUGAAGGUUCUUAUUAUUUUUCGGCAUGGAAUUUAGGAUAUUUUCCACCAAUAAUAAAUUCAACAUCAUCAUCACCAUUACCGCAACAGUCUGUUAAUAUUAAGCCACAAAAACCUCUCGAAAUACAUACUAGUAUUGAAUUAAUUGAAUAUUGUAAUCGUGGAAUUGUUAUAUUUGAAGGAAAAUCAUUUGAAAAGAAAUGUUUAUGUCCACCUAGUUAUUACGGUCAUCGAUGUCAAUGGCAAAAUCAACGUGUUAGUUUAACUCUUCAAAUACGUCCAUUAGGUUCAUAUGAGAAGAAACUUUCUAUUUAUGAUAUAUUUAUUUAUUUAAUUGAUGAACAAAAUGGAAUAAUACAUAAUUAUGAAAAAAUAAAUUAUAUCCCAUCAAUAGAUUGUAACACAAAAUACAAUCGUUAUUUACUUUAUCCUGAUCAACCAAAAAAUCCUAAUCAUACAUAUUCCAUACGCAUUGAUAUUUAUGAAAAGUCAACAUUAUUAAAUUAUUAUGGAAGUUGGAAUUUAUUUAUUCCAUUUCCAUUUUUACCAGUUAAUCGUAUAUCAACACAACUUCGUAUUCCAU